This is a messenger RNA of Ziziphus jujuba (common jujube), 1139 nucleotides long. Its product is annotated as actin-depolymerizing factor. The coding region runs from base 399 to 839 and encodes 146 amino acids. Gene Ontology annotation, molecular function: actin filament binding. NCBI's taxonomy places the organism in Eukaryota, Viridiplantae, Streptophyta, Magnoliopsida, Rosales, Rhamnaceae. Gene Ontology annotation, cellular component: cytoplasm; actin cytoskeleton. The record is from RefSeq and is a predicted model, not a curated record. The transcript is spliced from 3 exons. Gene Ontology annotation, biological process: actin filament depolymerization.
ACAAAGGAAAAAGUAAGAAGCACCCCACCCCAUACCAUACCUUUGCACCCAGUUGAUGCGUUACUCACUAGACCACGUCUCUUUCUGGGGUUAAUAUAACACAUAGUAGGAAACGUUCCUCUCCUUACAUUUCCGAAUCUUCUACCUUUUUUUUCAUUUUUCUCACCAAGUAAAAGAAAAAGCAAAGAGAAUAUUGUAAUCUCAUCUCAUAUUAUUUGUUUUGUAGUGGUUGUCCAAUUUCUCUUUCUUUUUGCGUGUCUUUGUUGUCCAUAUUUUGCCAUUUUAGCCCAAGUACUCACCCACCACCAACCAUAUAGCCUUGUACUCUGCUCUUUCAUUCUUAAAUUUUUUUUUUUUUUCUCCUCCUAUUCUUGCUUUUAGACAUUUCUUUGGCUGCCAUGUCUUUCAGAGGAUUUAGUCGGCCAAAUGCUUCUUCUGGCAUGGGGGUUUCCGAUCAAUGCAAAAAUGCUUUUAUGGAACUGCAGAGGAAGAAGGUUCACCGCUAUGUGAUUUUUAAGGUUGAUGAGAAGAAAAAGGAGGUUGUGGUUGAAAAGACUGGUGGUCGACCUGAGAGCUAUGAUGUUUUCACGGCAGCUUUACCUGAGAAUGAUUGCCGAUAUGCCGUUUAUGACUUUGAUUUUGUGACCUCUGAGAACUGCCAAAAGAGCAAAAUAUUCUUCAUUGCGUGGGCCCCAUCAACCGCACGAAUUCGUGCCAAGGUGCUCUAUGCCACAUCUAAAGACAGGUUUAGAAGGGAGCUGGAUGGUAUUCACUAUGAGAUACAGGCUACGGAUCCCACAGAGAUGGACCUUGAAGUGAUCAGGGAGCGUGCAAACUGAAACCGUCAUUGUGGUUAAACUUUUCUUCCUUGGAGGAGGGUGAUCUCUGAGGUUCUGUAAGUUAGUUCUCCCAUUUGAACAGAUCAAAUGCUGGCACCGGAUGGGUUCCAUAUUGUUAUGUCUUGAAUAAACUGGCAUCUGGGAGGCUUGAUUGAAGUUGGGCUAAUGUUUAUCUAGUUGCUGAAAAUUUUUAGUUCCCUUAUUGUAGGCUAAUUACUUAUAAGAUGAACUUGAGUUUGUCUUGGAUAUUAAUGUAGUAUGCAAACAGAGUGCAAUAAUCAUUUUUUUUUUUUUCUGGCU